Molecule: messenger RNA, 3955 nt
Organism: Monosiga brevicollis MX1
Lineage: Eukaryota; Choanoflagellata; Craspedida; Salpingoecidae
Exons: 8
Coding region: 149-3955 (1268 amino acids)
Biological process (GO): pteridine-containing compound metabolic process
Molecular function (GO): cobalamin binding; methionine synthase activity; zinc ion binding
Source: RefSeq, a predicted model, not a curated record
GGCGGCAGCGCGCAGACGCAUGCUGACGGUAUCUGAGAAAAGGCUGGAUACGACGAUCUCGCGCUUGAACGCAUCUGUUGGACACGGGCUCGUCCAACGGCUCUAGUAGACCAUCAGCAGCCUCAAAUUUCCUUCGCCACCUGCAACGAUGGCGCCGGCAGCUUCCAUCCCGGCAGACAUGGCACAGCGCGGCGAACAAAUCAAGGCCGAGCUCGAUGCCAUUCUCCAGCAGCGCAUCAUGUUUCUCGAUGGUGCCAUGGGCACGCUCAUUCAGACCCUCAAGCUUGAAGAAGAAAACUUCCGAGGUGAAGAGUUCAAGUCCCACCCCAAGCCCCUCCAGGGCAACAACGAUGUCCUCGUGCUGACCAUGCCCGAUGAUAUUGUGGAGCUGCACAAGCGCUACCUCCGUGCCGGGGCUGACAUUGUCGAGACGAACACCUUCAACGCCAACGUCAUCUCCCAGGCCGACUACGCCAUGGAACACCUGGUUGAACGCCUCAACAUAGAGGCCGCCCGCGUGGCCCGCCGGGCUUGCGACGAAAUUCAAGCCGAAGGCCUCGGCAAGAAAUACGUGGCCGGUGCCGUAGGCCCCACCAACCGCACCCUCUCCAUCUCCCCCUCGGUCGAGCAACCCGAGCUGCGCAACAUCACCUUCCCAGAGCUGGUCAAGGCCUACUCGCAACAGAUUCGCGCCCUCAUCGAGGGCGGCGUUGACAUUCUCCUCGUGGAAACCAUCUUCGAUACUGCCAACGCCAAGGCUGCCCUCUUUGCCAUCGACGCUCUUGUUGAAGAAGGCUACCCCCGCCUCCCCCUUCUCAUUUCCGGCACCAUCACGGAUCGCUCCGGUCGUACCCUCUCGGGUCAAACCCCAGAUGCCUUCACCGUCAGCGUCAGUCACGCCAACCCCCUGGCCCUCGGCCUCAAUUGCGCCCUGGGUGCCGAAGACAUGCGACCCCACUUGGAAGAAAUUGCCAAGGCCACUGACGCCUACAUCAUCUGCUACCCCAACGCUGGCCUGCCCAAUGCCAUGGGCGGUUAUGACGAGACGCCUGAGAUCACUGGUAGUCAUGUCGAGGCCUUUGCCCGUGAUGGUCUCCUGAACAUUGUCGGUGGCUGCUGUGGAACCAUGCCCGAGCACAUUGCAUCCAUCGUGCAAAAGUGCAGCAAGUUCUCGCCUCGGCCCCGACCACCCAAGCCCCAUCCAAAUGAGAUGCUGCUCUGCGGCCUGGAAACCUUUCUCAUUGGUGAGAACACCAACUUUGUUAACAUUGGUGAGCGUUGUAACGUGGCCGGCUCGGCCCGCUUCUGCCGCCUAAUCAAGGAGAACAAGUACGAUGACGCUCUGGCCGUCGCCAAGAGCCAGGUUGAGAACGGCGCCCAAGUGAUUGACAUCAACAUGGACGAUGGCAUGUUGGAUGGCAUCAAGGCCAUGACCACCUUUUGCAACCUCAUUGCCUCAGAGCCUGACAUUUCUCGCGUGCCCCUUUGCAUCGAUUCAUCCAACUUUGACGUCGUCAAGGCCGGCCUUGAAUGCGUCCAGGGCAAAUGCAUCGUCAACUCAAUCAGCCUCAAGGAAGGCGUUGACGAUUUCAAGAACAAGGCCUCCAUUAUCAAGCGCUACGGCGCUGCCGUCGUCGUCAUGGCCUUUGACGAGGACGGCCAGGCCGCUGACCUUGAUGGCAAGAUCCGCAUCUGCCAGCGCUCCUACCGCAUCCUCGUUGAAGAGGUGGGCUUCAACCCCAACGACAUCAUCUUUGACCCCAACAUCCUCACCAUCGGCACUGGCAUUGCGGAGCAUGACAACUACGGCGUCAAUUUUAUCAAGUGCAUCCGCCCCAUCCGCGAGAGCUGCCCCGGCGCCCACAUUAGCGGCGGCGUUUCCAAUCUCAGCUUUGCCUUCCGUGGCAUGAACGCCGUGCGCGAGAGCAUGCACUCCGUCUUCCUGUACCAUGCCAUCAAGGAAGGCAUGGACUUUGGUAUUGUCAAUGCCGGCGUUAUGCCCAUCUACACGGAGAUUGAUCCCAAGCUCGUCAAGCUUUGUGAGGACCUCAUCCUCAACCGCGACCCCGACGCCACCGAGAAGAUGUUGGCUUUUGCUCAGUCCAUGACCGCCGAAGUGAAAAAGGACGAGAAGGUCGACGAGUGGCGCAGCCUGCCCGUGGAAAAGCGCCUCGAACAUAGCCUGGUCAAGGGCAUUGACAAGUUUGUCGUCGAGGACACCGAGGAGGCCCGUCUCAACACUACCCUCUACCCCAAACCCUUAAACGUGAUUGAGGGGCCCCUCAUGGCUGGCAUGUCCAUCGUCGGCGAUCUCUUUGGCGCCGGCAAGAUGUUCCUGCCCCAGGUCAUCAAGUCAGCCCGUGUCAUGAAGCGCGCUGUUGCCCACCUGAUCCCCUUUAUGGAGGCCGAGCGCGAUGCUGCCUUUCGCGAGCAGGGCAUUGACCCCAACACGGCCGAUGUCUCGGACAUGUACAACGGCACCAUGGUCAUUGCCACUGUCAAGGGCGACGUCCACGACAUUGGCAAGAACAUCGUGGCCGUCGUGCUGGGCUGCAACAACUACAAGGUUGUUGAUCUUGGCGUCAUGGUCCCCGCCAACAAGAUCCUCGACGCCUGUCGUGAACACAAGGCCGAUGUGCUGGGUCUCUCCGGCCUCAUUACACCCUCCCUCGACGAGAUGAUCUUCGUGGCCAAGGAAAUGCAGCGCACCGGUCUCGACAUUCCCCUGCUCAUUGGUGGAGCCACCACCUCUAAGAUGCACACCGCCGUCAAGAUUGCCCCAAAGUACCAACAGCCAGUCAUCCACGUGCUUGAUGCCUCCCGCUCUGUUGUCACCGUCUCCUCGGUUCUCGACAAGAAGAACCGCGAGGAGUAUAUCGAGGACAUCAAGGACGAGUACGACGAAAUUCGCGAGGAGUACCUUGACUCCCUGGCCGACCGUACCUAUGUCUCCCUGGCCGAUGCCCGUGAGCGCCGCUGCGUUAUCGAUUGGGCUGCCGAGGCGCCCGCCAAGCCUAACAUGACUGGCCUCAAGGUCAUUGAGGACGUGGAUCUUGAGCGCGUGGUCAAGUACAUUGACUGGAAACCCUUCUUUGAGGUGUGGCAGCUCCGUGGCAAGUACCCUAACCGCAACUACCCUAAGAUCUUUGACGAUGCCCACGUGGGCGAGGAGGCGCAGCGUGUCUUUGCCGACGGCCAGGCUCUCUUGCGCCGCAUUAUCGACGAAAAGCUCAUCCGCGGCAAGGGUGUUUUUGGUAUCUUCCCGGCCAACACGGUCAACCACGAUGACAUUGAAAUUUACGCCGACGACACCCGCACCGAGCCCACGGCCACGCUUUUUGGUCUGCGUCAGCAAGCCGAGAAGAUGGACAAGAGCGAUGCCUAUUUUUGCCAGUCCGACUUUGUUGCACCCAAGGAAUCGGGCAUCCCGGACUACGUGGGCCUUUUUGCCGUCAACUGUGGAAUUGGCGCUGAUGAGCUGGCCAACAAGUUCCUGGCUGACCACGAUGACUACAACAACAUCAUGGUCAAGGCUCUGGCUGAUCGCCUCGCCGAGGCAUUUGCGGAGAUGUUGCAUGAGGAUGUCCGCCGCGAGUACUGGGGUUAUGCCAAGGAUGAGAGCUUCAACAGUCGUGAGCUUCACCAGCUCAAGUACGAUGGCAUCCGUCCCGCACCUGGCUACCCUACCCAGCCUGAUCACACCGAAAAGGCCACGUACUGGAAGCUUUUGGAUGCCGAGGCACGCGCCGCCAUGAGCUUGACCGAGUCUUUCUCGAUGAUGCCCGCCGCCUCGGUGUCGGGCCUGUUCUUUGCUCACCCCAAGUCAGAGUAUUUUGCCGUGGGCAAGAUCACGCGCGAGCAAGUCGUUGACUAUGCUGAGCGCAAGGGGCAAGAGGUUGAGACCGUUGAGCGCUGGCUGGCGCCCAUCCUCGCCUAUGACCCUGAUGAGGAGUAA